AGUCUUGUCUUGGACAGUACGUAAACCCCUGACGCCGAACAUCGUUGGCACCAAGCCAAGCAAGUCGGGUGCGUCAUAUGACCCGGAAAAGGUGGUCCGCCUUGGUUUGCGUACAAAGUCCACGUACCUCGCCCUUGUUUGCACUGUUAAUAAUGGAUCCUUUGUAACUAUACUCAUCCCAGUCCAUUCUUAUAACGCAGUCGUCUCUCGUGUGUUGUUGAUACGUCCAUUCACUCGUCACGAAAUUAUCUCGAAAUCGCCACUUUCACCCUCACUUCGCUCCGUCAUACCUUCACCAACGUUUCAACAAAAUGCCUUCGAUUGCCCACCUCCAGAAGCGUGUCGACCUUGAGCAAGGUGGACUCACUGGAACGGCUUGGGCACUCAUAAUAUGCGUCUCUAUUGCACCAGCGAUAAUCCUGCUCGGGACUACCCUUUACCUACUGUUGGUGUACCCCUACGCCAGCCGAAGCUGCUGUUGCGGACGGAAAAAGAACAAGGCAGCCCAGUCAGCGGAUAUGCUUCAACAGCCGGAAAACAAUAACCCGGACAACCUGUGGAACAACUACUCGUACACGAUCCCCCAACGACCAGCAACCACACCCAAGGCGGCGGAACCAGGACACUCGACGGAGCUUGGAGGCGGACGAUUGACCAAGUCCAGACCUGCGACCGCGAAGCAUGACAUGAGGAUGUCGACGCAGAGCUCGCAGAGCUUCAACACUGUUCAGGGUGUGCAUGAACCAAAGCCGUUCGUCUGAGAGGCGCCGAGCCUGCAAGAUUUUAUUACGUUCAAAAUGGGCUUGAGGGUUCCUCUCGCUCCGCAUUCCGGCAGCACCCUGCGCUCAAAAGUGUAUACGUUGCCUG
Dothidotthia symphoricarpi CBS 119687 is the source of this 867-nucleotide messenger RNA. RefSeq lists its product as uncharacterized. Lineage: Eukaryota; Fungi; Ascomycota; Dothideomycetes; Pleosporales; Dothidotthiaceae. The transcript has a single exon. Bases 312 to 761 code for a protein of 149 amino acids. The record is from RefSeq and is a predicted model, not a curated record.